Vespa mandarinia (Asian giant hornet) is the source of this 1882-nucleotide messenger RNA. It is a transcript of the gene wkd, whose product is annotated as TBC1 domain family member whacked. Gene Ontology annotation, biological process: regulation of GTPase activity. The record is from RefSeq and is a predicted model, not a curated record. Gene Ontology annotation, molecular function: GTPase activator activity; small GTPase binding. Lineage: Eukaryota; Metazoa; Arthropoda; Insecta; Hymenoptera; Vespidae.
AAGCGUUAUCAGAAUGUCAUUUUGUGCAUGUAAAUCCAUGUGAUUACGAAUUGGGGUGGAUAAACUAGCUAAGAUGUGUGUAUAUACAUUUAUGUUUCAUUAUUAUAAAAUUGAUAAUUUAGGAAAUCUCAUUCCUUGAUAUAUUUUGAAUUUAUAAUUUAAAUCUCCAUCUUUCGGAUAUAAUAAAAUGCUUUGCUAAUAUGGACAUUAUAAAGAAGUGCACAUCUUAUGAUUUAUGUUAAAUUUUCUUACGUGUAUAGUGUAACUGUUCUUUUUAUAUCUUUAUAUGAAGUAUAUAUAUAUUUUUUUUUGAGAGAAACGUAGAGGUUAUGUAUUAUCCUAUUUAAGUGUCAAAUAAUAAAGAGAGAUAAAAAAUGCUAUGGCUGAAUCAGUAGCACAAGUUGUAGAAGAAGAAUUGAAUGGAGAAACAGAAUCAGAAGCCAGCAGUAUUUAUCAAUGUGGUUCAGUGAUUUCAACUGUUCCUGAUCGUCAUGGUUUUCUUGGAGGUUCACAGUAUAGUCCUGAAAGAAAGGUAACCAUACCACCUGAUGUUAUAUUGAGAAGAGAAAGAAAAUGGAUAAGAAUGUUAAAUAAUUGGAGUCUUUUUAUGACUACUAAUUAUCGAAAAGUCAGAGAAAGAUGCAGAAAAGGGAUACCACCUUCUGUAAGACUUAGAGCAUGGCUUAAUCUAUGUGGAGGACAAUUAUUAAUGAACGAAAAUCCUAAUUUAUACCAGGAAUUAAUUAAAAGACCUGGUGAUCCAAAAUACAUAGAAGAUAUUAAAAAAGAUUUACAUCGACAAUUUCCUCAUCAUGAAAUGUUUGUUGAAAAUGCACCUGGACAACAAGAGCUCUUUCAAGUAUUGAAAGCAUAUUCUAUUUUGAAUGCAAAAGUUGGUUAUUGUCAAGCUCAAGCACCUAUUGCAGCUUUUUUAUUGAUGCAUAUGCCAGCAGUACAAGCAUUUUGGUGUCUUGUUGCUAUAUGUGACAAAUAUCUUGUUGGUUAUUACAGUCAAGGAAUGGAAACAUUAAUACGCGAUGGUGAUAUACUCUUUGCACUUCUGAAGAGAGUUUCACCCGUUGCUUAUAAACAUCUAAAGAAACAAAAGAUGGAACCUAUUUUAUACAUGACCGAAUGGUUUCUUUGCGUUUACACUCGAACUUUGCCAUGGGAAAGCAUUCUACGUGUUUGGGAUAUGUUCCUUUGUGAAGGAGUUAAAAUUAUUUUUAAGGUAGGAUUGGUAUUACUCAAAGGAUGUUUGGGUAGAACAUCACUUACAAAGCAGUGUCCAACAACAUAUGAAACUCUCCAAGUUUUAAGAAAUCCUCCACAGCACAUAGUAGAAGAGGAAGCUUUAGUAUAUCAGAUUCAAAGGCUAAAUUUAAGCGAAGAAGAUUUUGAAUAUGAGCAUCAAAGACAAAUUCUUAAAAGAAAAAAUAAAGAUCAAGCAUCCCUCUCCAAUGCGAAUGGAAAUGGUUGAGAAACAAAGAAUAAUUUUGAUCCCAAAGUGUGCCUUCCCGAUUCUUUUUAUAUUGUAAAAAAUGUACAAUUAAACAUUUCAUAUAUGUAAUGUUUACAAGAGUACCUACAUUGUGCAAUAAGUAUACAAAUAAUUUAGAUGAAACCUUUACUUUAAAUAUCGCACAGACAUAUACAUUCCCAAACAGAUAGAGUGUAUUUAGUUACCCUUGUUUUUUUUUUAUAUUAUAGUUUAAUCUAAGAAAGCACAAUAUACAUAUAUAAGAUGUUGUAGCAUGCAUUAAUAUUAUAUUUCUAUAUAUAUACUAUCUUAUUGAUAGUAAUAAUAUAAUAACGUGUAAAAAAUAAAUCCAAAAAAAAAAUGUAUUUUUAAAUGAUAUGCAAUAAUGUCAUAAAGUAACAA